AUGGAAUACGUCUACGCCUCCCAAGAAGCCAUCUCACUCAUCCCUCUCUGUCUCUCUCUGUCUCUGCCCACACGCUCGGGCACGCACGGAGCGAGUGCAGUUGCAGAGAAAUGGGUAGCGGCCACCAACACGAAAUGCCCCCCGGAGGAAUGGCGUACCCGCGGCCACACGGCAUCGCCUCCCAUUACGGGCGCAACGCUGAGCCACAAACCACACGGAGAUUCCCAGUGCUCCCCGGCAUUUGUGCGCCCCCGCGCCAAGGCCCCUCCCCCCGCUAUUCGACUCGGCCUCGCUCGUGCCCACGACGCCAGAGUACACACCCAACAACUCAGCCUUGACGCUGACACAUUCACUCUGACAUUGGCGCUCCGCAGGCAGCACGACCCACUCGCCUGCUUCACCUGCCCCGCCCCAACGACGCCCAUUCCACCACGCAGCAGCAAAGGAACACGCACCACUUUGCGGUUGCAUGGGCACAGUGGCUUAGCGCACUCCGACGGCGCAGCCGGAGGGUACACGCACACAUGGAAU
Molecule: messenger RNA, 531 nt
Organism: Trypanosoma conorhini
Lineage: Eukaryota; Euglenozoa; Kinetoplastea; Trypanosomatida; Trypanosomatidae
Exons: 1
Source: RefSeq, a predicted model, not a curated record